Messenger RNA from Rhipicephalus sanguineus (brown dog tick), 644 nucleotides. Its product is annotated as ribosome biogenesis regulatory protein homolog. Lineage: Eukaryota; Metazoa; Arthropoda; Arachnida; Ixodida; Ixodidae. The record is from RefSeq and is a predicted model, not a curated record. Gene Ontology annotation, molecular function: protein binding. Gene Ontology annotation, biological process: ribosomal large subunit export from nucleus; ribosomal large subunit biogenesis; endonucleolytic cleavage in ITS1 to separate SSU-rRNA from 5.8S rRNA and LSU-rRNA from tricistronic rRNA transcript (SSU-rRNA, 5.8S rRNA, LSU-rRNA). Gene Ontology annotation, cellular component: nucleus; nucleolus; preribosome, large subunit precursor.
GACUGGCGGCCUCGGUAUGGCUACAAGCGAGCCCAGGUUGAGAAGCAGAACAACUGGCUGAUUGAAGUUCCUGAGAACAAGGACCCCAUGGUGGACUACCAUGGUGAGCUGAAGAAGAAGAAGAAGGAGCGCGUAGCCAAGAACGAGUACCAGCGGCUCCGGAACAUUGCACGCAACCACAAGGCCAAAGUGCCCAAGAACCUGUUUCUGCCCACCGAAAACCUCAGCAAGGAUGAGGUCUCCAAGGCAGUCACUGUUGCCAAGGCAGCAACGGCAUCGCACGGCAAGUUCGCCGGCACACUCAAGGAAGAGAAGAACGUCAAAGUCAGACGCGCGAAGCGCAAGUUUGAGUCCAACUUUGGAGACACCAGGAAGGAGCGGGAUGCCCAGUUGAAGGUGUUCGAGGACAUGCAGCGCAAGAAGCCCAAGCUCGACGUCAAGCGGGCGGCCAACCAGUUCAUUCACCAGGAGGAGAUUGAGGCCUCCGAAAACCCCGGCCGACGGAAGGCAGGCAAGAAGCACCACGGAAAGGAAAAAUCCUCGAAGAAGAAGGGUGGUCUCAACCGCAAGGGAAGGAAUCGGCCGCAAAAUGCAAAGCACAAGAAGGGCAGGAAGAAACAAUAAAUCGAGUUUUUGCUGGACAA